GCGGACAUGUUUGCUGUUUAUCGGAUUAAAAAAACAACAAAAAUGGAAGAAUGCCUGAAGAAUCUGUGCAGUAAAGCAAAACUAGACAGAGACAAGGGAUUUAGUCAAAUUGAGAAAUAUCUCGAGUCAGCUGAUAGUGAUGCAGUUUCGUUCAUUGAGAAAAAAUUUACUGACAUGUUGGCAGAUAGCUCAAAUGAAUGGGAAACUAAACAUGGCAUUUUAAUGGGUUCCAAGGCAAUUGCAAGAGUCACUAACUGUUCUGAGGAAUUCUGUUCGGUGUUACUUACGAAGUCGGUUGAUCUAGCAGAUGAUAGUGAAUUUAGAGUUAGAAUCGCAGCAGGUGAGGUUAUUGGAGCUCUGUGUAAGAAAAUAGGACCGAGUGUUUACCAGCAAUGUCGCACAGAUGUGUUAGAUGGAAUUUCCACAAACUUGGAGCGUGAUCCACUGACGGAUAGCUGUAUAUCAGAGCAGGAUGAGACAGAGAGACUGAUGGAGAAACUCUCAAGUUCACCCAGAGGAGAGAAAAGACACAGUACAGAAGCAGCUCAAAUUUUCCAUGACACAGCUGGGUGGAAAUCAUUGGAAACUUGGAUGAAAUGUUUACAGAGUAUUAUUGAAGGUCUAGGACACCACUUUAAUCCAUUUGUUGAUCAGGAGCUGCUGGACCUGAUAUUCAGGGCCCUCACACACACUAACAGAUUUGUCCGAGAGACUGGGUACUACGUGUGUGCCAGCAUGGUUAUGUGUGGAGUAGUACAAGACGGAUCAGAUUCAGCAUUACUAGAUGAUGAUAAUGCCAUAUUGAAGUACGGACACCAGUUUGCUGAUUACCUAGGUAGAGGACUGGCAGAUAACUGGAGUCAGGUAAGACUGGCAUCAUCAGUAGCUACCAGAAAGUUUCUACAAAGUUUACCCUCCGACCAAGCCAGACAUCAGUUCUUUCCUGUAAUUCUACCUAAGAUGUGUCUGAACAGGUAUUAUGUUGCUGAAGGGGUGAGAAUUUACUCCCAGGACACGUGGAAACAGGUGACAGGUUCAGAAGGUAAACAGCUCGUAGAAAUGUACAUCUCACAAGUGGUUGACUAUUAUAUAGAAGCAACAGGGGCAGAUAACCAUGCAGUGAGGGAGGCUGCCUGUGCUUGUAUAGCAGAACUUGGAGCAAAAGUGAACAAGGAAGUAGUGCAUACUUAUAUCCCUCAACUGCUAGCAGCUCUUCUAGUCUGUUUCAGUGAUGAUAGCUGGCCAGUUAGAGAUGCUGCCUGCGUAGCCUGUGGGAAUUUUGUUCUCUGUUUUCCUGAAGAAUCAAGGUCCUCAUUACCAGCACUGUAUCCUCUGUUCUUUAACAAUCUACAAGAUAACAUACCAUCAGUCAGGCAGGGGGCUGCUCUCGCUCUGUCUAAUGUUGUCAGGGCUUAUGGGGAUGAAUGCUUUGAAGAGAUAUUAAAGAAAGUGAAAGAAGGUCUAGCAGGUGUAGAAAAACAACCAGAAAAUACAGAAAAAUACAGUGCUCUGGAUAAAGGUCCAGCCACAUACGGUGUUGUAAAAAAGUUACGAGACAAUGACAUGUCAUUACAUACAGACAGACAGAUGUACUCAUGUGGGUCACUAGCACCAAAAAUGGGGCGUGGUAACAGAGAAGGCGGAUGUAUGGAUCACAAAUUUAGGAAAGAUCCAGAACCCUGGGAACUAGCAGACGGGUGUAUUCAUGUAGUAGCAGAGUUAUCAAGUUUACAGAAGUUUGCUGCUAAAGUAGCAGAGUUGUUGCCCAUGGUGUGUGCAGCUGCCUCACAUGACCACUAUACACACCAUACAAAUAUGAAAGAAACUGUGUGUCAAAGGUUACCUCAUAUAGCGAAAGGUCUCGGCAAAAGAUACUUCAAAAUGUACCUGGAGAUUUUCUUUGAUGUCAUAUUUUUUAGUCUUAGUUGUGAUAAUGCCCUCACCUCAGCAGCUGCAGCCAGCUGCCUGUCAGAACUCGGCAAAUUCCUCGGCCCAUCCAUCUUGAGAGGAAGAAUUGAACAGUAUAACCCAAGGUAUUUAGAACAGAUGCCUCCAGACUUUGGCCAUCAGGCUUCUAGCUUCACUGGUCCUGGCGCAGGUGUAUUUGGAGGUCCCCCAGGAUUAGGUCAAGCUAUGUUUGGAGGUCCACCAGGUCCAGCUAUGUUUGGAGGUCCACCAGGAUCAGGUCCAGCCAGAUUUGGAGGCCCUAUGGGGUCAAGUCAUCAAGCACCAAUGUUUAGAGGACCAGAAGGAAUGGACUAGAAUAUUUUUAGGUGAAGGACAACAAACAAGGCCUUCAUUUUGAAUAAACUAUUGUACCUUUAAAAGUGAAUAAUUACAACAUUUAUUAAUUUAAACAAUUCUGUUAGUUAAGCUAGGACAUUCACACUUGAUGAAUCCAUUGUUUAUCAUUUGUGUAGUCAUAUGAAUAUUUUAGAAUUGCUUUUAUGGCCAAACUAGAAACUAGUGAAAUUUAAAAACUCAUAUUUUAUUAUUUCUGGAGGAAACAUAUAAGUGUGAGCACUUAUUUUCUUAGACUAUUUCCUAUCCAAUGAUUAUGGUUUAAACUCAACAUUUAAUGAAGGGUUGUUUUUAUAAAGAAAUAUAAAGAAAAUGGAGAGAGAAAACCAAUUUAAAAAUGAGCAAUCAGUUCAGAAUAAGCUUACUUGGAAUUAUAAAAAUUGAUUUUUUUUCUAGUGUUCUUGCAUGUGUAAUCCCUGUGUUACAAUACACUUAUUUAACUUAAAGCUACUUUAUUCAAUGUAUGCAUUAUUCAUCAGGGUUUACACCAGUGUGAACACCAGAAAAAAUUAUUCAAUCCUGUAAUUUUUUGUGUGGCUUUAUGAUUAACCUGCAGGACUUUGUACCAUGUAUUAUUAGCAUAAUAACUUGUUUACUUUUUGAUAUGACUAAGCUUUAUAGCACCUGUACAUCAACCUGCCCUAUUUCUAGAGAUUUGAUAAUCUAUGAAUGAUUUAACUCUACAAGCAGGAAUUAUUGUUUAAACCACCACUUAAGAGGAAGGAACUUAGUUCUGGUAUUGUUGGUCUAUGUUUCAUGCCUCCAUGGAAACCAUCUAGUUGUAACAAUGUCUUGUACCUAGCAGGUAUUAGCUGUAAUUGCCCAACCAAGUUUAUUCAGACCAGGUUAGAUAGGUGAAAUUUAUGGCUAAAAUAGAGUUCAUUGUUUACAUAGAGCUACAUAAAAAAAAUCCUUAAUUUAAAGAAAAUAAAAUCAGCAAACUUGGACCUGUAUGAACGUCUCUCUUAUUGAUUUGGUUAUGCUUGAUACCACAUACUUGUAGUGACCACCAGCCAGACUUGUUAGAAAUAUCAUAUCUACAUGGACCUAGGCCAGGUAAGCAAUGAAGGCCCAUCAUGGUCGUCUUACUUCCCAAACCAAAGUUGGUGAAAUGGAGAAUUUUCUUUCAUUAAAAUUUUUAUUUACUUAGACAGUAUCCCAUCAAGUUGAGUGGUUUGUUUAAUGACAUUAGAUAGACAUGAACAAAACCAUUAUUUCUUGAUUAUUUCAUACACCACGAUAACAGUCUCUUGAGAAAAAAUAAUUAAUACAGAAAGAUUGAUUGGAUUAACAGGAUAAUGAAAGCUUAAGAUUAGCCAAUAUUUGUUUUAAUCUUUGUUAUGUCUUGGCAUGUUUGGUGCACUAAAGCGAGAUGUAUAUUACUAUGUUUUGUGAAAUUAUAUAUCUAAAGUUUUAGAUCACCAGAGCACAAGGUGCUCAAGGGGAGUUAUUUUGUACACUCACUGUCUGUUUGCAUCUGUCGUCCAUUUCCAUUUCUUUCUAAGGAUGUCUUCUCUAAAACCACAUGGUGGCAGUUGAUGAAACUUUGCAUGGAAGUUCCAUGUACGGUCCUUUUUCAAGUUCAAACAGUUUUGCUCGGUUGAACAUUGGAACCAUCAGCGCUAGAAAUAGAAAAAAAAUCUCCAAACAACAUCUCGUCUUAAACCACUUGUCUGAUUUUAAACAAUUUCACAUAAGUUUUACUUGAGCAAGAUUGCCCAAAUGAGUCAGAUUUCUCCAAAAAUAAGAGUCGGUGUUUGCUUUUCCUUAUAUUUACUAGUUUAUAGUGAGAACUUUAGAAAUCUCUUUCUCAAGACACUUUGAAAAAAUCUUGUUUGAAACCACAGGUUUCAGUUUCAGAAUACACAACAUUAUGCAACCAUUCCUUGGGGACCCCCCUGCCCAUAUUGUUAACACCAAGAUGAUUUGUUUACCAAACUUGCCACCAUGAACAUGGCUUAUUUUCUCUAUAUGUAUAUUGUGGAAACUAAGAAAGUAUUGAGCAUCUGACCUGAUUUCAAAAUGAUUUAAGGUAAACAAACAUUUAUGCAAAAUGGUCACUAAUGGCUUGCAGAUGUAUUUUUAUACCCGAGUUUUGAAACUCUAGUGAGUGAUCAACUAUUCUUUGCUACUAUUUUAGUGUUUACAAUAGUUCAUUGUAAAAGUUGUUUCAGCAAUAAAUAGUAUAAAAAAC
Mercenaria mercenaria is the source of this 4495-nucleotide messenger RNA. RefSeq lists its product as uncharacterized. Gene Ontology annotation, cellular component: protein phosphatase type 2A complex; cytoplasm. Gene Ontology annotation, biological process: protein dephosphorylation. The record is from RefSeq and is a predicted model, not a curated record. Lineage: Eukaryota; Metazoa; Mollusca; Bivalvia; Venerida; Veneridae. Gene Ontology annotation, molecular function: protein phosphatase regulator activity. The transcript has 17 exons. The coding region runs from base 7 to 2262 and encodes 751 amino acids.